AUGAAGAAAUAUAUUACAAUCGCUGGAGCUGCUCUCCUCGGACAUGCAUCCGCUUAAGAAAAUUUAGCUGCUGCUGAACUAUCAGUUGAAAGCCCAAACCCAUAAGUUUACCUCUAUGGUGGAUAUGUAGAUCCACUCUAUCAGCCAUAACACUAACUUAAAGAAUAAGCUUAUCUUGAAACAAUGCAAAAGAUCUAUGGAACUAAAGUAUAUUCUCCAUAAGUUCAAGCCGCUAAUGAUGAUCCACUCGCUGAUGUAUUAAGAGAAACUAAGCAAGCCGAUUAUCUCUAGAUGUUAUAAAACAUUCAAGACGGCCCUGUGCCUGCCGGUCCUAACCCAUUAGGUCUUACUGCUUAUCAGCUUAAGGAACAAGCUAUACUUAAAGCUUACCAAAAUAUUUAUGGAAAUAAUGUACAAUAACCAAAGGUACAACAAGAUCCACUAUCCGACGUAGAAAGAGAAAUGAAAUAAGCAACUUAUCUCUCAGGAAUGCAAAACAUCUAUGGACAUUAUGCUAAAGUUUAAUCGUCUAAACGGGACAACUUCGAUCCUUUGUUUGAUAAAGUAUAAUUUACUGGUGAUUGGCGUUACUAUGAUUCAUACAACGAACCAAAGAUCUAUGAUACUUCCUACGAACCAUAAGACGUUCAAGGUAGUCGUUAUAAACAACACCCAGUUGAUCCAUUGGCGAAAACUGAAUGGGAACUCAAAUAAUAAGCCUAUCUUGAAGCUCUCUAAAAGAUCUAUGGAAAUAAAGUCUAAUCAGGCAAUCCAUUAUCUGAUUUAGAGAGAGAAAUGAAAUAAGCUACCUACUUAAGUGGAAUGCAAAACAUCUAUGAUUAUUAUGCUAAAGUUUAAUAAUCUCCAGAAUAAGAGCAAAGAAGACUUAAAUAACUAGCUUAUCUUAAUGCUCCAGUUAGAUUUUACGGGCAAUAAGUUCAAAGUGGGAACCCACUUGCAGAUGUUGAGAGGGAAUUGAAAUAAGCUACCUAUCUCUCGGGCAUACAAAAUAUCUAUGGUCAUUAUCCUCUUGUUGAAUCUUUUCUAAGUGGAUAGAUUAUGUGUAUCAGAGCUCCAUGCCCAUCAGUUGAAUCAACUAAUAGCCACUGGCAAGAAGUAAGGAAGUCUGUCUUAAAAAACCCUUGGGAUAUUAGCCUCUUAGAAAAUGGUUAAACAUAAGUCCCUCAAGUUUAAAAUGAGAAUCCUCUAGCUGAUGUAGAGAGAGAAUUGAAGCAAGCUGCAUACCUAGAAGGUCUAGAGAGAAUACAUGGGCAUUUAACUCCACUAGUUCAAAACUAUAAUGAUAAAUCAGAGAUGAGAUCUACAAGAAGAUAUACAAGCGACUGGGAGGAUGAUGAAUGA
Molecule: messenger RNA, 1362 nt
Organism: Stylonychia lemnae
Lineage: Eukaryota; Ciliophora; Spirotrichea; Sporadotrichida; Oxytrichidae
Source: the annotation of a GenBank genome assembly